This is a messenger RNA of Angiostrongylus costaricensis, 732 nucleotides long. The record is from the annotation of a GenBank genome assembly. NCBI's taxonomy places the organism in Eukaryota, Metazoa, Nematoda, Chromadorea, Rhabditida, Metastrongylidae.
AUGUACUCGCCACUGCUCAAUCGGUCUACGGUCGCGGCGGCACAGCUGAACACGACAUUGGAGAACAGCUCAUCGGCUACACCAAUGAGGAGCGUACUGCUUAAGAUUCCAUCAUGUUAUAGGCUACUGAACGAAGAUCAAGCUGACUCGACGGUGAAAACCCCCUCGUUUCUGUUCGGUCAGAAGCGGCGACCCACAGCCUCUGCAAAUCAAUCUUAUCUAAGUAGCCCAUUCUGUGGUCAAAACGCGCCAUCGAAUGAUAUCUUCGCCUCACCUGUGCCAAGCCACUUGAGGGGCGAAUCCACCAGUACAAGUGGGAAGUCUGUUCAUUGGUCUCCUGCUUUGGUACAAGAGCGUAGCCUUUUACAUGAAAGUCCUCGUUUAACGCUGAAAAUACUAUCAUCACAGACCACAGCGCAGUUUACACCUUCGUCUAAUCUCAAUCCUGCACCUCCACUCCGGUCUAUACGUGAUGAUAUAGAACCGGUUCGAAAAGCAUCGCGUCGGUCGACGAAUGCUCCUGUGGUCGACGCACCACUUGUGUCGAAUGGAGCUACAAAACCAAUUAGCGAGGUGACCCAGUCGCCUGUCGAUACUUGGGUGACAGUAUAUGGAUUUCCUCCCGAACAAGCUGGCAGUGUUCUCAAACAUUUCUCGCGCCAUGCUGAAAUUGUUAGUCAUCAGGUUAGAUUGUUCGUUUCACUUCUGUUUCGGUCACUGCUUAUGAUUUGA